AUCACUUUGUUCUAAUAACCAUCUUACCCUAAAAACCUUCGAAAAUAAUUUACUUUGAUUUAGAUGAAUAUUAUUCAUAAUGGCUCGGUUAGGAAUUAGAGAUUUACAAAGUUCUUGGAGUGCAAAGUUUAGCGAAGAAACACGUAACGACCGUCAUUCUUUGCCCCGUCUGGUUGGAAAACCUUUGAUUAACUAUGACUGUCUAAAGAUGCUCUGUAAAAUCGAUGGUAUUGGGCAAAGACUUGUACCAUCAACGCCUGACGCCCAUGAGAUGUUCAUGAAGAAUUAUACAAAAAUGUUCAAGAAACCUCAAAAACUGUCCACUUUAACAUCCGAAGACAGAAGAGAGAAUGAGAAAGAAUACAAGAAUCCUAUGAUUGCUAAAGAAAUAGUCAUACCUCAUGAUAAAGGGCUGUUUCCUCACCAGUGUGAAGGGUUUGACGAAUACCUCUGUAGUCACAGUAUAUCACAGCACAUGUYCAAGCUACACAAGCACAAUUUUGUUAUCACAUCACGAACUAGUAUAUUCAAUGCAAGAAUCAAAUCCAUACGCAAGAUACUGAGAAAACUGCCAUUUGAGAGGAAAUCUAAAGAGAAUGAAGCUUUGUUUAAACAUCUCAUGUCUUUACCUGAUAUAUCAGGAUAUGUAGAGCCUCAUGUUAUGAUGGAACUAUGUGCCGUGGCUCAACUAGACAGAUGGAGUGACGAGGGAUGCACUGUGUUUGGUAAUACUGGAUUACACAUGGUUUUAAAGGGUUCUGUCGUACCCCAGACUAAGCCCUGUAUUUCACCCGUCAGCUCGCCUACAAGAGCACCUGUCAGCUCGUCUACAAGAGAGUUUCGCUCCCCAACACCAAUAUUUGAAGACCAGGAACUGAAAUACCAGGAAAAGCUUAGUGUUGGGAACUGUUUUGGGACUCUCAGUAAAAUAGAAGGCAGAGAACCGAACUCACGCGUGCUGUCAGUUAUCACGCUCGAACCUUGUGAAUUCUUGAAGAUCUCAACGAACGAUUAUGAAAGAGUCAUACAUGUAAUAAAGAGUAGACCAGAACAGAGCAGCUUAAAGCAGAGCAGAUGCGCAUUUUACCUGCUGAACAAACCGUCAAUAAAACGUAUAUUAAAGGUUGUUUUUUCAUUUCUUCCGGGUGAUGUGCUGGUUAAGGAAGGCGACAGGUGUGAGGUCAUUGGUUUUAUUAAGAAAGGGUUUUGUUCACUCAAGAGAAUGAUUACAGUAGCGCACACGUUUCCUGACGGAAAGAAGGAAAAACGUACCAAGCAGGUCAUUAUUGGUCGCUUGGGGCCUGGGGACUCGUUUGGAGAGACAACAGUUAUAAAGAAUAGUGUGAUGCCUUGUGGGGUGAUUACUGAUUCAAUGGUAGUGAUGGGUACAAUAUCCACUCUUGAUGUAUAUGAUUUAGAUGAAGUGACCAAGUCACUGUUGGUUCAGUCGUACUCUGAAAUGGAGACAAGUACGACAGAGGAGGAAAUUGAAAAGGAAUACAUUGAACAAGAGAAAGUAAAAGAGUGGAGUAAUUUCAAGAAUAAAGUCAUAUCAGAUGUGUUAUACUUUCGAGCGAUCCAGCCGGGCUACAGCAAGUGGUCAAGGAAUCCAACGCCUAGCGAAGUAGAGGAAUUGUGAGAAUCUCUUCUGAUUGAGGUGGUACAGGUUCAGAGGAGGGUAACUUUCAGGGCGAUCUUGAAAACAACGUUUCUUAAAAAGGUCAACUUUAACGUAAAUUUAUAUAUAUAUAAUAUGGGUGAACCGUGCGCUAGGGGUACGUUAUAGGCUGUGACGCUUGCCUAUAUUACUCAGCACGUUUUGGACUUCACGUAACAUAAAACUUGUAAAAUUUUCACUUUCUUUCUUUUUCCUUCCUUCCUUCCUUCCUUCCUUCCUUCCUNCUUCCUUCCUUCCUUCCUUCCUUGU
Messenger RNA from Actinia tenebrosa (Australian red waratah sea anemone), 1927 nucleotides. RefSeq names its product cyclic nucleotide-binding domain-containing protein 1-like. The record is from RefSeq and is a predicted model, not a curated record. Lineage: Eukaryota; Metazoa; Cnidaria; Anthozoa; Actiniaria; Actiniidae.